Doryrhamphus excisus (bluestripe pipefish) is the source of this 1721-nucleotide messenger RNA. RefSeq names its product BMP and activin membrane-bound inhibitor (Xenopus laevis) homolog a (gene bambia). Gene Ontology annotation, biological process: negative regulation of transforming growth factor beta receptor signaling pathway; transforming growth factor beta receptor signaling pathway; positive regulation of canonical Wnt signaling pathway. The record is from RefSeq and is a predicted model, not a curated record. Gene Ontology annotation, molecular function: frizzled binding. NCBI's taxonomy places the organism in Eukaryota, Metazoa, Chordata, Actinopteri, Syngnathiformes, Syngnathidae.
AUUUCUUGUGUUAUAUCUUGUGAUCACUUUGGGUUCGCUCGUACUGUCAGACAUAGCGGAAUUGUCUCAUUUUCGACAAGUUCUCCGUCCAGGAUUACUAAAGAUGAUGCUUCAUCGUCAUCGCUAGGAGAGAAAUAAGACGAAGAAGAGUCGGACCAGCGGUUACAACUUGAGGCUCUUUACAAGCAGGACUAUAUCCGUUUUUCCACCCUCUGUGGACUUGAAGUACACACGGUGCUUUGGGUCGUUUUUAGCUGUUCUUCCUCCACGAGUGCGGGGAAACAUGUCGGAUGAUUUUUUUCCCCUUGUGAGACGACUUUUUCACUGAAUGGGAAUGUCCGCUUUUUGGCUGUAGCUCCAUGUAAAGCGUCGCCUUUUCUCCCACGUCCAGUUCUUGGCUCCGGGGACUACCGUGCUGCUCGUAGCGGACGCAUCCAACUCUGGCGUCAAUGGAGCGUCACUUCAGUUUGAUUUCAAUUUGGCUCCAAUUGGAACUUUGUGCCAUGGCUGUUCUUCUCACCAAAGGUGAAAUACGGUGCUACUGUGACGAGGCGCACUGCGUGGCCACGGGGUACAUGUGCAAGUCGGAGCUGAACGCCUGCUUCACCAAGAUGCUGGACCCCUUCAGCCCAAACUCCCCGCUAACCCACGGCUGCUUAGACGCCCGCGACGUCUGCAGCGCUCGGAAGGGCGCCGACGCCGGUGCGGACGCGCUGGAGUGUUGCCACGACGACAUGUGCAACUACAGAGGUCUGCACGACCUAACGCACACCAAGGACUCCACAGAUCACAGCCGCUACCAACCGGAGAGCAACAACAAGAACCUGGUGACCCGAGUCCAGGAGCUGGCCUCGGCCAAGGAGGUGUGGUUCCGGGCGGCGGUGAUCGCCGUGCCCAUCGCGGGCGGCCUCAUCCUGGUGCUGCUCAUCAUGCUGGCGCUGCGGAUGCUGCGCAGCGAGAACAAGCGACUGCAGGACCAGCGGCAGCAGAUGCUGUCGCGGCUCCACUACAGCUUCCACGGACACCACACCAAGAAAGGCCACGUGGCCAAGCUGGACCUGGAGUGCAUGGUGCCCGUCACGGGCCACGAGAACUGCUGCCUGACCUGCGAUAAGAUGCGGCACACGGACCUCGGCAACGAGAACAUCCUGUCCCUCGUUCACUGGGGGAUGUACAGCGGCCACGGCAAGCUGGAGUUUGUAUGACUUCCUGUCCGGGACCGCCCCCCUUUUUUAUUCUGGAAAAAAACAUUCCCAUAUUUUUCUCCCGUCGGACUUUUGGGCCUGUGUUUUCAUUUAUUUUUACCAGUGGCAAAAAACACGAGACUGAUCUCAUGCCGUGUGGUUUUUGCUCGAGGAGCACUUUACUUGAAAAAUGAAAAGGCAAAAGGCGGCGAGAAGCCGCGCUGAAAGCCGACAGGGCGGGACCGUGAGGGCGGAGCGCGAGCUCCAAGGGAUCCUGGACGCGUACGCCGAGCAGCCAAUGAUUCCGCACCCGUCCCAGUUUUGCACAUUUGUAAAAAGAAGAAAAAGUUGUUGCUUGAAAAGGACGAUUUGACAGUGACAGCAGCAGGACACGGCGAGACCCUGCUGGGGGGGUGCACGCUCCUUUCCUACAGUCAAGCUUGUUUUAGAUGAAUGUUCAACAUCUCUGUGUCGUCACGCCACGCUCCGCUGGGGGCCUCCACCACUUUCAUUAAAAGUGACUUUUUAUUUAUUUGA